UUGAAAUAAUGUAACUUAACUCAAGUUGGAAUUCUUUCUGUAAAUCGUGGAACAGAACUUUUACAAAAUGAAUCCUUUAACGAAUGUAAAAAAUAUACAAAAACUUGGUGAACAAGAACUAUUAAGUGACAGAAAAACAUCUUGGCAUGAUCAAUACAAAGAUAGUGCUUGGAUUUUUAUUGGUGGAUUACCAUAUGAUUUAACGGAAGGUGAUGUUAUAGCUAUAUUCUCUCAAUAUGGAGAAGUGGUGAAUAUAAAUUUAAUUAGGGACAAAGAUACAGGAAAACAAAAGGGAUAUGGUUUUUUAUGUUACGAGGAUCAAAGAAGUACAAUAUUAGCUGUUGAUAAUUUUAAUGGUAUUAAGAUCUUAGGCAGAACAAUAAGAGUUGAUCAUGUAGCAAAUUACAAAGCCCCAAAAGAUUCAAAAAAUGUUGACGAAGAGACUAAACGUUUAAGAAAAGAAGGUUGUGCUCCAAAAAAUAUAUAGUAAACAUAGCGAUAUAUUAAAGAGAUAAUAAUUAAUAUGUUUUUAUUAAAUUGCUGAUGUUUAUGUAUUUACAUCAAAAGGAAAUAUGUAAAAAUGAUAAAUAUAAAUGUAUGAAAAUAUAUAAAGUAUAAAAGGUAAAAAAAAUUCGGAAAAUAAGAUACUUUUAGUUAAGUUCAGAUAUUUUACCAGUGUCCGUGAAAACAUAAAUUUACACAAACAUCUGCAAUUUAGUCAUUAUCCUUAGUACGAAUUAAAUUUGUAUAAAAUGCUAAAAUAUAAUUGUACGUAUUAUACAUUUAUAAAAAUAUUCAAUAAAUUUUUAAAUUAUAGCUUUAUACUUCAGUCUGUAUUGUUAAAAACAAUUUAAUUAGAUUUAAAUGUAGAAUUAAUGAAUAAUGUUAAUUUUGUCA
Molecule: messenger RNA, 897 nt
Organism: Frieseomelitta varia
Lineage: Eukaryota; Metazoa; Arthropoda; Insecta; Hymenoptera; Apidae
Product: RNA-binding motif protein, X-linked 2
Exons: 5
Coding region: 68-487 (139 amino acids)
Biological process (GO): mRNA splicing, via spliceosome
Cellular component (GO): catalytic step 2 spliceosome; precatalytic spliceosome; U2 snRNP
Molecular function (GO): RNA binding
Source: RefSeq, a predicted model, not a curated record